GUUCCCGGAACUGCUGCUGCUAGUCGAGGACGCGAUGGCUUCAAGGUUACUUCGCGGAGCUGGAGCGCUGGCGGCGCAGGCCCUGAGGGCUCGCGGCCCCAGUGGCGUGGCUGCGGUGCGCUCCAUGGCAUCUGGAGGUGGUAUUCCCACCGAUGACGAGCAGGCGACUGGGUUGGAGAGGGAGGUCAUGCUGGCUGCAAGGAAGGGACUGGACCCAUACAAUAUACUGCCCCCAAAGGGAGCUUCAGGCACCAAGGAAGACCCUAAUUUAGUUCCCUCCAUCACCAACAAGAGAAGAGUGGGCUGCAUCUGUGAAGAGGACAACACCAGCGUCGUCUGGUUUUGGCUGCAUGAAGGCGAAGCCCAGCGAUGCCCCCGCUGUGGAGCCCAUUACAAGCUGGUGCCCCACCGGCUGGCACACUGAGCGCCUGUACUAAGUUACUGGCGCUCAAAAUGUGCUGUAAAGUUUUUUCUUUCCAGUAAAGACUAGCUGUUGCAUUGGCUCCUUCUCCCA
Molecule: messenger RNA, 514 nt
Organism: Macaca mulatta (Rhesus monkey)
Lineage: Eukaryota; Metazoa; Chordata; Mammalia; Primates; Cercopithecidae
Product: cytochrome c oxidase subunit 5B, mitochondrial
Biological process (GO): mitochondrial electron transport, cytochrome c to oxygen
Cellular component (GO): mitochondrial envelope; respiratory chain complex IV
Source: RefSeq, a predicted model, not a curated record